Molecule: messenger RNA, 414 nt
Organism: Cooperia oncophora
Lineage: Eukaryota; Metazoa; Nematoda; Chromadorea; Rhabditida; Trichostrongylidae
Source: the annotation of a GenBank genome assembly
AUGGCCCGUACUAAGCAGACCGCACGUAAAUCAACUGGAGGUAAAGCUCCUCGUAAACAGCUUGCCACAAAGGUAGGCCGCGCGAAAGUCUGCUCCAUCAACAGGUGGUGUGAAGAAGCCACAUCGUUACCGUCCAGGAACGUCGCUCUUCGUGAAAUCCGUCGUUACCAGAAGUCGACCGAGCUGCUCAUCCGCAAACUGCCGUUCCAGCGCCUGGUCCGUGAAAUCGCUCAGGAUUUCAAAACCGAUCUCCGUUUCCAGUCUGCCGCCAUUGGUGCUCUUCAGGAGGCUUCUGAGGCAUACCUCGUUGGUCUCUUCGAAGACACCAACUUGUGCGCUAUCCACGCCAAGCGUGUCACCAUCAUGCCCAAGGACAUCCAGCUGGCUCGCCGUAUCCGCGGUGAACGUGCUUGA